AUGGGGUCGGCUCACGGUCACCAGGUCAGCUUCAGUCAGAUAGGGUUCUCUCCACGGUCACCAGGUCAGCUUCAGUCAGAUAGGGUUCUCUCCACGGUCCCAGGUCAGCUUCAUCAGAGGUACUGUAUCUGUAACCCCGGGGUGGUACGACAGUUCCGUAACCCCGACACCAUCUUCAUCCUGGCGUUCGCCAUCAUCCUCCUCAACACUGACAUGUACUCUCCCAACGUCAAGCCAGAGAGGAAGAUGAAGCUGGAGGACUUCAUCAAGAACCUCAGAGGUGUGGAUGAUGGAGGGGACAUCCCACGGGAGAUGCUGACAGGUAUAUAUGAGAGGAUCAGGAAGAGAGAGCUGAAGACCAACGAAGAUCACGUCUCUCAGGUCCAGAAGGUCGAGAAACUCAUUGUUGGGAAGAAACCGAUUGGUUCUCUGCACCAUGGUCUAGGCUGUGUUCUGUCCCUGCCACACCGCAGGCUGGUGUGUUACUGCAGGUUGUUUGAGGUUCCAGACCCCAACAAGCCUCAGAAACUGGGUCUGCACCAGAGAGAGAUCUUCCUCUUCAAUGACCUGGUGGUGGUGACAAAGAUCUUCCAGAAGAAGAAAAACUGUGUGACAUACAGCUUCAGACAGUCCUUCUCCCUUUGUGGGAUGCAGGUGCUGCUGUUUGAGAACCAGUACUAUCCCAACGGUGUGAGGUUAACAUCGGCGGUUCCCCGAGCGGAUAUCAAGCUUUUAAUCAACUUCAACGCUCCCAACCCUCAGGACAGGAAGAAGUUCACUGACGACCUGAGAGAAUCCAUCGCUGAGGUCCAGGAGAUGGAGAAAUACCGCAUAGAGUCGGAGCUGGAGAAGCAGAAGGGAGUGGUCCGUCCCAGCCUAUCACAGAGCUCGGGGCUGAAGAAGGACUCUGGGAACGGCCAAUUGGGUCGCGGCAGCCUUGAUGACAACUACGCCAUGGGGGAGGGGCUAAAGAGGAGUGCCCUCAGCAGCUCGCUACGAGACCUCUCAGAUGCAGGGGGGAGGGGGGCCCCCAGCAGUGCAGGAUCACUAGACAGCAAUACUGAAGGCUCCAUCAUUAGCCACCCCAGUCCCCACAUGAGACGCAGAGCCACGUCUUCCCGAGACAGAGGCGGUCCUUCCAGAGGACACUCCGCCCCCACCACCUCUUCCCUCCUGGGCUCUUUGUUUGGGACCAAGAGGUCCAAGUCCCCCUCCCUGUCCCCCCAGCACUCCACCCUCAACUUCCGUACCGCGCAUCCCUCCAACCAACACCAGACGGCCCAGAGCCAGGCAGAUACACAGGCCCAGUUGCUUCAAGGAGCCCAGUACUGCCAGAACCCUCCACCCUACCACCACCACCACCACUACCACCCCCCUGCCCCUGGGUUGCCCCUCCUCCUCUCAUCCUCCUCCCCUCCUCACCACCACCCACUGCCUCCCACCCCCAAUCCCUCCUCCACCAAGACCAAAACACAGCGGCAUCAGCACCAGCCACGUCUUCCCGAGACAGAGGCGGUCCUUCCAGAGGACCUCCGCCCCCACCACCUCUUCCUCCUGGGCUCUUUGUUUGGGACCAAGAGGUCCAAGUCCCCCUCUGUCCCCCCAGCACUCCACCCUCAACUUCCGUACCGCGCAUCCUCCAACCAACACCAGACGGCCCAGAGCCAGGCAGAUACACAGGCCCAGUUGCUUCAAGGAGCCCAGUACUGCCAGAACCCUCCACCCUACCACACCACCACCACUACCACCCCCCUGCCCUGGUCUGCCCCCUCCUCCUCUCAUCCUCCUCCCCCUCCUCACCACCACCCACUGCCUCCCACCCCCAUCCCUCCUCCACAAGACCAAACACAGCGGCACAGCACCGUGUUUAAGGACAGAAACGCCCACAGACACACACACACACAGCUCCUAGAGACAGACUAG
Molecule: messenger RNA, 1923 nt
Organism: Salvelinus sp. IW2-2015
Lineage: Eukaryota; Metazoa; Chordata; Actinopteri; Salmoniformes; Salmonidae
Product: IQ motif and SEC7 domain-containing protein 1-like
Exons: 11
Coding region: 1-1923 (640 amino acids)
Biological process (GO): actin cytoskeleton organization; regulation of ARF protein signal transduction
Molecular function (GO): guanyl-nucleotide exchange factor activity
Source: RefSeq, a predicted model, not a curated record